AUGGCCGAUGCCAACAUGUACGCGCAGCCGCCGCCCCUCGCGGCGGGGACGCCCGAACCCGUCGCCUUCCUGACAAUGGAGCUGGAAAUGGCGCGCGCCUCCCCGGCCUUUGCCGAUGCCGUCGGAAUUCCGAACUUGAGGGGGCGGUCCCUCUUGGACGUCGUCUUGCCCUCGGAGCGCGACAAGAUCCAGAGCCACCAGCGGAGCAUGCAGGAUGAGAGGUCGAGGAAGGAUCCCGUCUAUCUGCCUCCCAUCUUCGGCAGGCAGGAGCAGGAGCGCGUCUUCGACUCCCUGCGCUUCGAGGCUGACGAGAUCUCGCGCUUCCAGCUGGAUCGCCAGGACUUCUUCGUCUUCGCCGCGAGCGACGGACAACCGCGGUCCUACUCGGUGCGGUUGGGUUUGGCGAAGCGGGAGUCCAUCUACUUCAUCGUCCUGCUCAUCAACGCGGCGCCAGCGCUCAGGUAUCCCUACCCGUCGCCGUCGCCCCACGCCAGAGAGAUGCCGUAUUCGUAUCAAUCUCAACAGCAGCAGCAACAACAACAGCAACAACAGGUGUAUGCACAGCACACACCCGUCUCAGCGACCUUUGAGCACGCGAGACCUCGGUUCGGCGAGGGCACACUCGCGCCGCGGCCAUCUCCUGGACAACCUCCCCACAUGACGACCCGCUUGAGCCCGGGCACCAGCCCCGGCAUGCCGUCAUAUGCCGCGUCGCCAAGCCGGCCAGACUAUGCCGCCGGUCCUUCGUCGUACCAGAUUCCUCGCAGUGAAUUACCGCCGACCACUCGGCCCCCGCAACCCUCUUUCCAGCUGCCGCCCAUCCGCGCCGGCCCGCAUCAACCGCCCCAUCCGGAGCCCUCCUGGCAAAGGGACGACCGGUCCGGCCGAGUCGAUAUCGGCGGUUUGCUGGAAAAGCCGGAUCCGCAGCAGCGGCGUCCGCAGUGA
Colletotrichum higginsianum IMI 349063 is the source of this 945-nucleotide messenger RNA. Its product is annotated as C6 zinc finger domain-containing protein. The record is from RefSeq and is a predicted model, not a curated record. Lineage: Eukaryota; Fungi; Ascomycota; Sordariomycetes; Glomerellales; Glomerellaceae. The transcript has a single exon. The coding region runs from base 1 to 945 and encodes 314 amino acids.